AUUGCUGCGUGACCUGAGUCACUGACCAUCAGCUUGCCAAGUCUUGAAAGCUUGAAGCUUGAGCACGACAACUGAAUUACAACUUCUCGUUACACCCUUCUGUCCAAUGUUGGUUUACGUGCAUAUAAACCCAUUUUCACCAUGACAGAGCUAUUCUUUGAUCCACAGGACUGUCAAAUUCAUGCUCCCUUGGUUAUACUAGUGCUCACCAAUAUGCAGGCCCAUUUCGAGUAUUCGGUCCUCUUGGAGACAUACUGGACGCUUUGCUAAUGGUUCGAGGGGAAGGUACUGGGAUGGUCAUGGAGGGCGAAUACAAGUCACAGCUACAUGCGUAUCUUUGAGCAAUACUAUGCUUCUUUGAAUAGCCUUCAACUCGACGUUCACUCGUGUUUUUUUCUUGAUACCUAUCUCCAUCUUUAACAUCGUCUCUGCUCUAUACCUGUCAGUCACUCGACGAGAUUGCAGUCUCCUCCGAACGAGUCCAAGCAUUCACUCAUCUCUACAUGAACAGUCAAAGCACUGCCGCACUAGCCUGUUUAUGGUUACCCCGGGCAUUGCGACCUUUAACACUCCUUUAACGUUCAUUCGAAAGCAAAAGUGCUCGUAAUGAACAUCUAGAUUCGCGGAGAUGGAAACUCGAGGAACGCCGGGUCCGGUAACAUUAGAUAUCGCUCAAUUGAGAUCUUCAUGAUUCUCUGUCUCGACUUUGCAUCGAGGCAGCGCCAUCACGCUGUGUGACCCACCAUCAAAGCAUGGUAACCUCAAGUUCUCCAGGAUUCUCCGACGAGAAACAUGUUACACAGAGAAGACAUGCACGACUCUUUGUAUACCGCACGGGGGGCACGAGCAAGCACUGUAUAUAAUGUUCCUUUCAGGCGACACGUCGAGGUCUUUCUCUAGCCUUGACGGCGCCACUCCAUUACUCGACUCCUCGGGAUCUUCAAACUUCGUCUUGUAGCUCGAGUUGUCAUCUGGACAACUACGACUGCGUUGAGCAGGCUCAGGAAUAUGCCGUCGUCUACAUACAACUCGACAUAUGCCCAUAGGCAUCAUACUGGCACUCCGGAACAUCAAUCGCAGGCCCGAGUGAAGCGUAAACCACCUCCUGCAUUUCUGUAUAGCGCGAAAUACCCUCUCCCAGAUCCAACGGAUCCCUUUGUGCCGUUGGCGGUCCUUCGCGAACGAGCUCAUUCAAGUACCACUGCUCUAGUCACCCCUCCCGAUGAACCAUUUACGACGAACCCUGCGAUUCAUCAGUCAACCACUGUUAAGAAUGCUUUGGAGAAUUCCGCUUCGAAAUUGAUCACCAGGCCUUGGCACCAUCUGACUGGUGGCUACCUAUCAGACGCUACGAAGCCUUCAAGACCUCCAAGGUCCAAGAUCAGACCAGGAAGAGACUCUGUUUCCUAUUUCUCUGACGUUGAUGUCACACCAGACGUCCAUCAAAACCAUCGGCACAGUCAGUCUCAUCAGAAUGCGGGUGCUACUACUACUCCAGCGAAGCCUACCGAAGCCAAAGCUAAUCCUCGAUUGAGACAUCCUCAAGGCACUCCCGCCCACCAUAGAGAUUCUCAAUACCAUUACCGCAGGCGGUCCCAAUCUGUUAUGGUUGUCUCUCCUACAUCCGGCGUUUCCAACGCCCCUCCAUUGUCUAGUGCAAAUACGAAUGCGAGCAUAAAUGUCAAUGCUACAAACACCCCUGCCCGAUCUGUGCCGCAAAUGCAGGCAUCUCGGUCCCAGGAUCCAGUCUCGUCUCUUCAGGCAGGUUCCAGUCGACAGUACACCUACGGUGAUCGACAGUCACAUGGAUAUAUGUAUGAUUAUCACGAUGAUUUAGGCGAGUUCCAUGGGAGACGACGACGACUCACAUCCAAGCAGAGCUCACGUACUGGAACUGAGAGUAUUUCCUCUCUGCAGAGUCAUCACCCAACCCCGCCCAUGACACCAGACGAUACUGCCAGUACGAUGAGUACGAAUCCGCCAAGGAAGAAUUCGUUGGCCGGGCGGCGGUCUGAGUCUGGUUCUCCUCCUAUGAUCCUUCGUGAUGUACCUCAUCAGAAGUCGCAGACGAAGGUUGUCGCACCGGCUACGCAACCCAAGUCUGGAGUUGCGCUACCACCUUCGGCCUUUGUUGCGCAGAAGGAGCCAGAGAGGAAGCAGCUUGCUCAGGUCGGAGAUACUCCAGCUAGCAUUCAUAGCUCUGAUUUCACACUUCUUCUCCCUCCAUCCGCUCCUAAGACUCUUCCCCAUGCACCAAUUUCGCGGUCACAAACUCAUCUUCGUCCUAGCACAGCUACGGGUCCUCAUACACAUGCACAAGCCCAUGCCCCUACAUAUGCCCCUACAACACGUCAUGCAGAAUCCGAGCCAGAAAUUAUGCCAUCAUCCGAAAAUGGGAGGAGAACACGCAACACGAGCUUUGACAGUCUCAAACGCAGACUGCGUAAACCGAACGUCGCGCCCACGGGCGUACGAGGGAAGAAGAUAUCUAAUCCUAGCCCCGUCACGCCUGCAAGAAAGCCAUCAUUUGCAAGUGAUUCGUCGGUUUUAAUCGCACAUGGGACGGAAGGGAGGACCUUGCUGAAUCCCACGAGCACGGGAGCGCAAGCUGUGGAACCUAGCUCAAAGCUGAUGAUCCCAAAGCCGAAGAAAUCGCUCAGCACUGUUAACCUCAAUCUGAAACCACUUCCUAACGUCAGCGUGGGCCCUGCCACUUCACCUACAGACAUGGCAGGUACUGCUGCUCUCGGGCUAGGAACGAUGAACGCGCUGGAUGCUAGGGAGGACGAGAACCGUGCCCGAUCGGAAGACCUACUUUUGCACAAUGUCCCGAAACCCCAGCCUGUCACUGACCCUCGUGUGGUGAAGAGGCCGGCGCAACCCACUGUAGUGCAGCACACGCAGCCCCCCACUCGCCGGGUUCCAGUUUCGGCCCCACAGUCCAUCAUCUCGCACAUCGCGCCAGCUGUUGUAGAACGGAUAGACUACGAGUCCGAUAGCGAGGAUAUGGGGACUUAUACUGCCAUGAUCGCCUUGAGAGAACUAUUAACACCUGUUUCUUCGCAGUAUCCUUGGGUAGACGACCCUCGGCGGAGCAAUUUCUUCGCGUCUCCUUCUCAUCCACCAUCACCCGUUCCGUCUGAACGCUCUAUUCAACAAGCUUCUCCCGCUCCUUCUUCGCCAUCGCGGCCUACUCAUGUACGCCCUGUACCGAAACAGCCUGGCUUACAGAGAACGCCUGCUCUCCAUAGGCGCUCUGAGAGUCCUAUCGAGAGGAACUCACCGAGUAAUGUUAGCGCAGUAGGGGCGAUGGCUACGACGAGACCUCUUUUAGUUCCACGAAAGAACGAUGUCUCGGAGCAGCCACUACGACCUGAGUCUCCUGUACACAAGAAAUUGCCACGACAACGUUCGCACUCUCCUUUACAGAGACCUUCUGCUCCGGAACCUAUCGAACCACCCAUCUCUGCGCAUAGGGUUCCCCUUCCCCACUGCAAAGAUUCCCCAAAGCAGAGAUCGUCUCCCAUUCCACACCGAUCAGAUUCACCUGUCCAUCACCGUGCUCAGAUCAUUGUUUCACCAAACCGAGCUCCUUCACCUGUCAAACGUAGAUCUUCGCCUGUGCAAAAACGUUCGGAGUCUCCAGUUCUACAUCGGCAGCCUCCAACACGGAAGCGUUCUGAGUCUCCCGUGCAACAGCGGCAGGUUCCACAACGUCAGAUGGCAUCACAUACUCGAUCUGUAUCACCCGUACAACGCCAAUUGCCAGGGCAGCGACGCACAGAAUCUCCUGUGCGGCCACCUCCUCAAGUGCGACGACGACCUGACUCCCCUGCUGAGCAGGAAUACAUGUCACCUACCCCUCCACGAGCUCAGUCGCCCGAGCCUUUGUAUACUCUCAGCCCCGAUCCACCUCGUUCUGAAACUCCGGACCCUACUUACACAAUGUCUCUUGCGUCGCAUGCGCUGACUUCAGAGUCGCCGUAUGGCGGUUCGGCAAUUCGAUCGAUCUCACCUCCACCUCGAGCAAUGUCACCGAUCACGUCAGUCCAGGAAUCCUCUGAGCAUGGUUCAUCGCGAGCACGUUCUUCUACCCCAAGCUCUCAGAAGGCAAGGUGUACUCCCGAAGCACGACCGCUUCCCAAGAUGGAUAACUCGUGCGUUCAGGAAUCCGAAGCCGAAGAAGCGGAAGGAUAUCUGCCGGUCGCUCAGAUUCGUUCUCAACCUUCUAGCGCCAGUAAGCAGACGACUUCUAGUCAAGGCACGAGUCGCAAGCAUUCUACUCAAGUACCAUCUGCUCAAAAUCAUCAACGGAAACGAGCACGAUCGCCCACUCCCGCUUCUACUUCUGCUCCUGUCCGUGCGCGUAACAACCCAAUGGCAAUAGUCAGUCCAAAACAAAUGCAGGCGCUACCUCGGGAACCAUCAGGCUCUGAACCAUAUUCGCCUCCGGUCCGCCGUCAACGAACUGCCCCUCCAACUCCCGCUCUCGCCCUCGCUUCACCCACACUAACAACGAGGUCUCAUGGAUUACUUUCAAGCCACUCCGACCCUCACAGUCGAACGACACGCAGCACAAGACAUCGUCGAGAUACGCCACCGUCCACCAUGCCAUUCAGCGAAGACGCUAUAGUCACUCGAGAACAGCUCGCACGUGCCUCAUCUCUUGUAGUAGUCGCGCAGAAUGGUCUUCGAGUCCCAUUUGGCGAUUUGUUCAAAGAGAAGAAGACCAUCGUCAUCUUCAUCAGACAUUUCUGGUGUGCUAUGUGUCAGGACUACAUGUACUCUAUCUCAAAGAACGUCGACCCUGGUGCCCUCAGACGUGCGGAUGUUGAGCUUGUGAUCAUAGGGAAUGGCUCUCCCGGAAUGAUCAAGUCUUAUCGAAAUAUCUUCCGUACACCAUUCUCACUGUAUACUGAUCCGACCAUGCAUCUCUACUCUGCCCUUGGCAUGACGUUGCGUUCGAACGAUCCUGGUUUAGAGUCUGAGCGGGGAUCCUACGUACGGCAUGGUUUGGUCGGAGGUAUUGCCAUGGUGGUUCGGAACGCAUUGAGAGUGGGCAUGCCCAUCUGGGAGAAAGGUGGUGAAGUCAUGCAGCUUGGCGGAGAAUUUGUUUUUGGACCUGGAAUGUCUUGUUCUUAUUCCCACCGCAUGAAGAAUACUCGCUCGCAUAGUGCCAUCACUGAUGUGCUAGCUGCGGCCGAUGUUCAGACAUACUAUGCUCACAUCCGUGGUGGUACGUCUCGUUCAAUGCUACCGAUCCAUGAUGAGGAAGAGUGGAUGCGCGAUCGUCGGCGGAGUCUUGCCAGGUUACGCAACAAAAAGAAAAUGCGAAGGGAAGGAGCACAUCCCAGAUACGACGCAGACGAUCUUGCUUUUGAGUCAGACGACGAAAGUGACGAGACUCAGAGCGGGGAAUUGCUCUUUCCCACAGAAGCUACCUGGGGAGAUGGGACAAACAGGCCUCCAGCAGAGGAGGUCAUCGUGGAUCCGGAAGAGCGCCAUCGUACCCAUAAGCAUCGGCGGGCGAGAGGAGGACAUGGCGGAUUCGUUGUGUCGAAUCCUGAUCCAGAACCCGAUUACUUGGGGAGGAUGCUGAAUGAAGACAUUUGGCCUUCUGACCGCGCAAAAUUAUUUGCGAUGUAUCCGCAGCAGGUAAAGCCGGCGCAGAGAAAUGAAGACCAGGACGCUUAUACGCCCACGCAUGAGGUCUUAUCGUAGUCUUCAAAGCAAGCAUAAGCUUGUUGUACUUCAAGGCAGAGCCUUCACUAUUCAUCCUUUGCAUCAAUUUCUUCUUUUUUUUUUCGUGUAUCGAUAUUCAUUAAUCAUUAUUCACCUCAAUCAUGUAGCUAUUAGCCGUACAUAUUGCAAUACUAUUCACGCUUUUACCUCACAUACU
This is a messenger RNA of Somion occarium, 5899 nucleotides long. The record is from the annotation of a GenBank genome assembly. Lineage: Eukaryota; Fungi; Basidiomycota; Agaricomycetes; Polyporales; Cerrenaceae.